Messenger RNA from Metarhizium brunneum ARSEF 3297, 1365 nucleotides. RefSeq lists its product as uncharacterized. The record is from RefSeq and is a predicted model, not a curated record. NCBI's taxonomy places the organism in Eukaryota, Fungi, Ascomycota, Sordariomycetes, Hypocreales, Clavicipitaceae. Gene Ontology annotation, cellular component: membrane. Gene Ontology annotation, biological process: transmembrane transport. Gene Ontology annotation, molecular function: transmembrane transporter activity.
AUGGCCACCGCAGAUGAAGCCGACAUCGCCGCCACGCCCAUGGCAUCCUCCGAAAAGGAUGACGCGAUAGCCAUGGUAGGCGAGGAGAAGCAUGCCAUUGACCCUGCGGUCGAGGCGAGAGUCGUUCGCAAGAUUGACAUGUUUCUGAUGCCAACCAUGGUACUUGGAUACGGGCUCGUAUAUUACGACAAGGCCAUACUCGGCUCCGCGGUUCUUUUCGGCAUGACCCGAGAUCUGGACCUCUUCAUCACCGACAAUGCAACAUCUCCGCCGACAGUCGACACGCGGCGCCUCAGCUGGGCCACGUCCCUCUUCUACUUUGGCAUGCUCGCCGGGCUGUACCCCAUGACAUACGCCCUGCAGCGCUUCAACAUGGGCCGAAUGCUGGGAGUCAUUGUCAUUCUCUGGGGGGCCAUAUGCAUGCUCACCGCGGCCGUGACCUCGUGGCGGGGACUCUACGUCCAGCGCUUCUCGCUGGGCUUCGUCGAGAGCAUCGUGCCCACGGGCUUCAUGUGCAUCGUCUCCAGCUACUACACGCAGUCGGAGCAGUCUGCCCGCCAGAGCUGGUGGUACAGCAGCAACGGCUCCUUCGUCCUCGUCGGCGGCGGCCUGAACUACGCCUUCGCCCACGUCGCCGGCGGCGCCCUGCGCCCGUGGCAGUACAUCUACCUGCUGGCCGGCGCGCUGACCCUGCUCUUCGGGUGCCUGUGCUUCGCGAUCCCCAGCUCCCCCGUGUCGGCGUGGUUCCUCACGCCCGAGGAGCGCUUCGCGGCCGUGGAGCGCCUCCGCCACGGCCAGACCGGCCUGCGCUGCGCGAGGUUCAAGCCGUCGCAAGUCAGGGAGGCCGCUGCCGACGCCAAGGUCUGGCUCGUCGCCUUGAUCAUGGCCGCGACGUAUACCGUCAACGGCGCCGUCAGCGGCUUCGGCCCCCUCAUCGUCUCGACCUUUGGAUGGUCCGCCCUGCAGUCCGUCCUGCUGCAGUUCCCGCUCGGGGCGCUCUGCGCCGUCGUCAUCGUGGCCACGGGCUGCCUUGGCUCCCGCUUCCCCAACGCCCGUAUCGCCAUGCUCGUCGCGUGCUGCCUCCCCGUCAUCGCUGGCUGCGCGCUCAUCUGGAAGAGCGAGUGGACGCACCACGCGGCCGCGCCUGUCGUCGGAUAUACAAUCACCGGCUUCUUCGGCGGCACUGCUAGUCUCACCAUCUCCAUUGGGAUGUCCAACGUCGCUGGCCACACCAAGAAGAGCUUCAUGGCGGCCACGACCUUUGUCGCCUAUUGCGUGGGCAACAUUGUCGGCCCGCAGCUGGUUUGGUCUGAGACCAGGGAGGACCAUUAUCCCGCCCUGUGGUCGGGCUUGAUUAUAUGGUAA